Anopheles darlingi is the source of this 524-nucleotide messenger RNA. Its product is annotated as protein PET100 homolog, mitochondrial. Gene Ontology annotation, biological process: mitochondrial respiratory chain complex IV assembly. The coding region runs from base 126 to 383 and encodes 85 amino acids. NCBI's taxonomy places the organism in Eukaryota, Metazoa, Arthropoda, Insecta, Diptera, Culicidae. The record is from RefSeq and is a predicted model, not a curated record. The transcript has 2 exons. Gene Ontology annotation, cellular component: mitochondrial inner membrane; mitochondrion.
ACUCAAACCAUAAACGGCACGUGCAGUUGACAAAGCGAGAGUGUCAAAAACAACCAGAUGUAAACAAACAGGUUCCCCGGAUCGCUUCCACGAAAUUUUGUGCGCCGGAACAGGAUCUUUACAAAAUGGGAGGCUGGGCGCUAGAAAUCGGGAAAAUGGCCCUGUACAUGACCUUUCCCGUCGCGAUGUUCCACUGGUUUAAUCAGCCGGAAUACUUCGAGAAGUGGGUUACGGACACUCGGCGGCAGCUGUAUCCACCGGAAAAUCCCGAGCAUCGAGCGCAGAUCGAGAAAGCCAUACGGAACGUACGGGAGCGGCAUGAUAACGAGUUGAUGAAGGCGCUGGAAGAGGUAGAACAGAAAGAACAGCGCGGCAAGGUUUGAGGAGCGCUCCUUUCGAUUGGUCCUAUUCAUCCCCUCAUGUGAUGUAGUGUAAAUAUCCCCCUUUGUUCAGUAGCAUGCAUAAAUAUGAAUAAAAUGCAAAUUUCGUCCUUUAUGUGAAGAAAAGGAGUCCCUUCUUCGUUC